GAAAAAAAAAUAAGAAUUAAAACGAUUAGAAUGGUGAAAAGAUAACAAUAGGAUACCUAAAUAAUAAAAUUAUCUUUAAUUUUUGGUAUCAAUAUGGGACGACAUCUAAGAAUAUCACAAGAAGAGUUCAGAAGUUAGCCCUACUUCAUAUUCUAAUCAGAAGCAGCCAAUAUUGCUCUUAUUCUGAGACCUCUGUCAGAAUUUAUUAAAUUUUACUUUAGAGAGAUAUUUAAUAAUAGAAAGAUUCUUAAGCAAUAAUGAGAUUUUAUAAGCAAAUUACCUGAGUGUCGAUAAAAUAACAGACACUCUUCAAAUCGAUAGGAGACAAGUGAAUAUAAUAAAGUAACUAAGAUGAACUUUUUCUUAGGUUUUAAAACAGG
Messenger RNA from Paramecium sonneborni, 380 nucleotides. NCBI's taxonomy places the organism in Eukaryota, Ciliophora, Oligohymenophorea, Peniculida, Parameciidae. The record is from the annotation of a GenBank genome assembly.